This is a messenger RNA of Blastomyces gilchristii SLH14081, 4915 nucleotides long. Its product is annotated as STE/STE20/PAKA protein kinase. Bases 667 to 3276 code for a protein of 869 amino acids. The transcript has 5 exons. The record is from RefSeq and is a predicted model, not a curated record. Gene Ontology annotation, molecular function: ATP binding; protein serine/threonine kinase activity. Gene Ontology annotation, biological process: protein phosphorylation; intracellular signal transduction; regulation of MAPK cascade. Gene Ontology annotation, cellular component: cytoplasm. Lineage: Eukaryota; Fungi; Ascomycota; Eurotiomycetes; Onygenales; Ajellomycetaceae.
AAGUUAAAAUAACCUGCAAGUAACCAGAGCCACGACAUAUUUAAAUGACAUAUUUAAAUAAUUGGUGGGGAUGAAGGAUAUAGAUAGCAUCAUAGCUGCAAGAUGCUUAGAGAGCAAGGAGAUUCAUUUGAUCAUUUGAUGAUUCCUGAUCAGAUCUUUCGAGCUGGUGUUUGGCCUGUAUUUAUUUUAUUUAACUAGCCUGUUCUACGCUGUAUUAAAUAAAUAUUUUAUCACUAAAUGGUGGUUGUCUUGUCCAAGUUGUCUUUCUUUCUUUUUGCCUCUCACCAACCUCCUCCUCUUUCCUCCGCUUCCUCCUCCUCCUCCUCCAAACUUCAUCCAACUUCAUCCAACAACCACUGUGCACACGACACACGACACACCGCACCCCCCGCCUCUUCAUUUCUCCUCCACCCCACCCCGCUGGCAGAUAAAGGCUGUCAGCGAGACACCUCUGCCUGGCUCCCUCUUUCUCGCCUCCUUUUUCCACCAACCCCUCCUCUGUCGACCCGGUUACAUGUCACUAUUUAAGUUAAAUAGCGGUUAUUUACUGAAGUGUGGAACGCCCCUCCAUCUCCAUCAAUAAAUAAGCCUAUUCGCUCUCUCUGUCUGCCGUCAAUAAUACUUGUGUGAAUUCCCCUAUGUGUGCCUUUCUGCCGUGAUCCAGAAAUGGCGUCUCAAUCCAAUGUUUAUGGCCGGGACCAGUUCAUGAAUCCAGGGCCUGCCCCGCGCCCACCAGUCGAUCGCCCCCGCGUCAACACAGGCGGAUCUACCAAUUCCUCUGUUGCUACGAGUUUUGCCCAAAUGUCUCUAAACUCCCCGUCCACCACUACGCCCACCCUCUCCGUCUUCCCAAACUCCAGCCAGCUUUCAUUGAGCCAGACCAAAACACAUCUGAGCAGCAUGGGCGGCGUCAGUGUCAUCAAGGAAGGCUAUGUCCGCUGCAAGGAGGACAAAUUCCUGGCGAGCUGGAACCAGCGCUACCUUAUCCUUCGCGAAUUCAGACUGGACUUUCUGAAGAAUGAAACAGGGAAGGUGGUGUUAUCUAUCCAGCUGAGCCAUGUCAUUAGGGUUUCACGAUCGGAAGACUGCAAAAUGGCCUUCGAAAUCAUCCGGAUAGCGAACCCCAAGGAUGCAAACAAUCGCAACCCUUCUGUUAACCGAGAACUGGCUACUAAAUCCAUAACCUGUGAGGUCAAGAACGACGAUGAAAUCUACGAAUGGAUCGACAAAAUUUACGAGCGAUGUCCUGGAAUGGGCGGCGUGUCCAACCCAACCAACUUCAACCAUCGCGUGCAUGUCGGUUUUGACCCGCGGACAGGUGCCUUUACAGGACUUCCGGCAGAGUGGGAGAAACUCUUAUCUACAUCAGCAAUCACUAAGGAGGACUACAAGAAUAACCCACAGGCUGUGAUUGAAGCCCUGGAAUUUUACGACAGCAAAAUGCGUGAGAACCAGGACUAUUACGAUGUCACGCAUGGUAUUAAGGGUGCUAAUACGAUGGCAAUCGGAAAUUCUAUCACUGGGCCCAGGCCAAACCAGCAGGGAGGACUGCAACGCCUCGAUAGCCAACAAAGUGCUGGAGAUCUCUCCCAGAGCUCUUCACCUGCACAGUCCCAACGCAAGGCGUCAGAUCCAGAGCGCCCAUACGACGACCGGUCGAAAGAAAUGCCCGAUACAGAGCAGCGACGUCGUAUGGACGAAGAGGCUCGUCGCAUCCGAGAAGUUCAACGUCAGCGUGAAGAGGAGCAAAAUCGCCGCGAACAAGAAGCAUAUAAUGCUUCGCUUCCCAAGAAUCGCGUCCCAAUUGCGCAACAGGAACUGGGUGGCUAUUCAGAUCCAGAUCGAUAUAACCCUUCGAGGGCACCACCCAAGGUUCCUGGUGCUGAUCGCACUCGACAACAGACCCCCGGUUCAUUGAGACAGAUGACUGCGCAGCGUCCUGCUCCUCCACCACCUACUGCUCAACAAAAUGGCUCUCAACCAUCUUCACAGAGGCCAGACGAAACCGGCCAGCAAGGGUCUCUACGUGCUGCUCCACGCCAAGAUGGAUCUCGACCACAACAGUCUUCGAACACCAGUCGUUACAAUGGUGGAGAGGCGCGUCACCAGACUUCAGUUAAACGGCCAACGCAAAACAAUGGCGCUAGUCCUCAAGGUCCUGCUCCGAGUCGCCUCCCGGCUCCUGUCCAGACAGUGAAACCUCUUAACAUUGCUAAUAAACAAACAGCUACCAGUACGAACAAAGCUGCCGUUCCCGAUGGGGUCCGCCAGGCCGAAGCUGCUUUGACGAAGAAACCCGCGGAGUCUCGGCAUAAGGAUGUGCGAAUGUCGACCAUGACCGAAAGUGAAGUGAUGGAGAGACUCAAGCAGAUCGUAUCUAGAACUAACCCUAAAGAAUCAUAUCACAAGUAUCGCAAAAUUGGACAGGGAGCGUCUGGAUCUGUGUAUGUGGCUCGCGUUAAUGACAAGGCGCCAUCCUACGUUGCCCAAGAGGUCUACCAGAAAAAUGGCCCGCGUAGCCAGGUUGCCAUUAAACAGAUGGACCUGAGAAGUCAACCUCGAAAAGAACUUAUUGUGAACGAGAUCAUCGUGAUGAAAGGCAGCUCACAUCCGAACAUUGUCAACUACCUGGAGUCUUUCCUUCAGGAACAGGACAACGAGUUAUGGGUUGUCAUGGAGUUUAUGGAAGGUGGAGCUCUUACGGAUGUCAUUGACCAUAAUCCGUCUAUACAGGAAGACCAGAUCGCUACUAUUUGUUACGAGACAUGCAAAGGCUUGGCACAUCUCCAUAGUCAGUCGAUCAUACAUCGUGAUAUCAAAAGUGACAACGUGCUGUUGGAUCGUGCUGGGAACGUGAAGAUUACUGAUUUUGGCUUCUGCGCUAAACUUACCGAAUCAAAGAGUAAGCGAGCUACCAUGGUCGGCACGCCGUAUUGGAUGGCACCAGAAGUUGUGAAGCAAAAGGCAUACGGCCCACAGGUUGACAUUUGGUCACUGGGCAUCAUGGCAAUCGAGAUGAUUGAAUCAGAGCCUCCAUACCUCAACGAAGAGCCACUGAAAGCUCUAUACCUCAUUGCCACGAACGGAACCCCAUCCUUGAAAAAGCCCGAGAAGCUUAGCAAGGAGCUGAAAUCCUUCCUCAGCGUGUGUCUCUGCGUCAAUGUACAGAGCCGUGCCACCUCCGAGGAGCUCUUGUCUCAUGAAUUCCUGCGGUCUGGCUGUAGCCUAGCUAGCCUUGCCGAGCUGCUUCGAUUCAAGAAGAAUCCGGGCCAGUAAGAUAAUUCAAGUGGAAGGGAAAAGGAAAUGCUGCACUGUUGUGUGUUUUUUGUUUCAUUCUUUUUGUCUUUCUAUUCUCCUUUUCUUUCUUUUCUCUCCUUGCUCUUCCGGUUUCUUAGACCCUUCUAAAUUCAAGAAGAGGGAAGAACACUCGCGCAAUUGGGAUAACCUCUCUCCCUACCCCCUCUCACAACGAGAUUCUACGAACAAAAGAAGACAAUAUAUGUUUCUUUUGAAAAACGCAGGGCAACCAAGCAAUAACAAUAUACCCCAACCCAUCGCACGAACACGCCCUCGGAAAAAUAUUUGCCAUAAAUCUACCACAAUCAAAACACGAUCUGCCACGACCUCUUUUGCCAGGGAUAUCUUCUUUCUUGCUCUCUGUGUUCCUUUUUUCCUUUCUUACCCUUUUCCUUUUUAAACGGAGCAUGUGGGCGGAAUUUCUUUCUACAGGGCCAGUUGAAAUAAAAUUCAGAAAUUGAUGGAUAGUUUCGGAUGGAAAUUUUACAACCCUGCAUAGCAACUUUUCCAUUGUUUUUUUUUAUUUUUUUUCUAUUUUAUUUUUUUAUAUCUUCUAUUUUAUAUUUUAUUUUGCCUCGCAUAUUCUAUUUGUCCGUUUUUGUUGCUUCUUUCCUCUCUUCUUUCGCCUGCCCUAAUAUUCUCAUCCUUUUUCCUCCAGUGUGUCCUGAUUUACGUACAGAUACUUGACUGAUUGCGUUUAAUUCGGAGUUAUAUCCCAUUUUUCUUCCGCGCCUUUUUAUCGCCCUUUCUCAAUCCCCUCCCCACCGCCCCUAGCUUAUCAGGAUCGCGUUUGUUCAAUUCAUAAAGGUUAAUGUGACGUGCUCCCUCCCCUCUCUCACCUUCCACCUCUUCUUCUCUACAAAAGCCCGACGACGACCCAUCAGUAUCAGAAUAAUAAGCAAGGCAAAAAUAUACCCUCAAUAGAUAAAUCGUUUGAUCUCGCCCGUAUUCUCUUGCCGCAAUUUCUUUCCUCUUUCUUUCUCUUCCCACUCCCACUCCAGCGCUUCACCCUUUUCUCAUACCCGCGCAGACUCCCCGCUGUUCACCUAUUCUAUGGCAUACAGCCUCUCUUCUCUCUCUUCCUCCCCCCCAACCUCCAUCCCCAUCUGCCUCUCUAAUUCAGGCCAAUUUUCCUCUAGUUAGCAGAAGCUUGGGAUGAGAAAGAUGAGAAAGAUUCUUUUUUUUCCCAUUUCUUGUUUCUUUAUAUAUACUUUUUCUUUUUCUUUUCUUUUUCUUUUCUUUUUUGAAUUUUCCCCUCUCAUAUUCUAUGUGUCCUCUGAUCCUGCCUUGUCUAGUAGUUAGCCAGGUUAUCUUUCUCAUUAGGUAUUCUCGGCCCAACGUCAUCCCAUUCUAUCCCAUGAUUGAUAAUUGCUGUGCUCUUUGCUUCAUUUCUGUUUGUUUUCAUCGUCAUCUGAGUUACAGUUACACUCUUGUCCCGUUGUGUUUUUUUCAUGUAUGAGCUGAAUUGACGGGGUUGAUUUUAAAAUGAAUAACAGUCAUUUUCCCUUUUCUUCCGUCUUUUUGCUUCUAGUAGGUAGUUAACUAAUAAGAAUCUUGUGUGUAUAGCUUGUUUGUCUUGUGUCUUCCCCCCCCCCUCCUCUGUGCUACAUGUUUCGAA